This is a messenger RNA of Castor canadensis (American beaver), 789 nucleotides long. RefSeq names its product major intrinsic protein of lens fiber (gene Mip). Gene Ontology annotation, biological process: transmembrane transport; water transport. NCBI's taxonomy places the organism in Eukaryota, Metazoa, Chordata, Mammalia, Rodentia, Castoridae. Gene Ontology annotation, molecular function: water channel activity. The record is from RefSeq and is a predicted model, not a curated record. Gene Ontology annotation, cellular component: apical plasma membrane; plasma membrane.
AUGUGGGAACUGCGGUCUGCCUCCUUCUGGAGGGCCAUAUUCGCUGAGUUCUUUGCCACCCUCUUCUAUGUCUUCUUUGGGCUGGGAGCCUCACUGCGUUGGGUCCCUGGACCCCUGCAUGUCUUACAGGUGGCUUUGGCCUUUGGCCUGGCUCUGGCUACACUGGUGCAGACUGUGGGCCACAUCAGUGGAGCCCAUGUCAAUCCUGCAGUCACUUUUGCCUUCCUUGUGGGCUCUCAGAUGUCCCUGCUUCGUGCCUUCUGCUAUAUGGCAGCCCAGCUACUGGGAGCCGUGGCUGGGGCCGCUGUGCUGUACAGUGUUACCCCACCUGCCAUCCGAGGAAACCUAGCACUUAACACGUUGCACGCUGGGGUAAGCGUGGGCCAGGCCACCACUGUGGAGAUCUUCCUGACGCUCCAGUUCGUGCUCUGCAUCUUUGCUACGUACGACGAGAGGCGGAAUGGCCGGCUGGGCUCUGUGGCUCUGGCUGUUGGCUUCUCCCUCACUCUGGGCCACCUCUUUGGGAUGUAUUAUACUGGUGCAGGGAUGAAUCCCGCCCGAUCCUUUGCUCCUGCCAUUCUCACCCGGAACUUCACCAACCACUGGGUAUAUUGGGUGGGUCCAAUCAUUGGAGGGGGUCUAGGAAGCCUCCUCUACGACUUUCCUUUCCCUCGGCUCAAGAGUGUUUCUGAGAGACUGUCUAUACUCAAGGGUGCCAGACCCAGUGACUCCAAUGGACAACCAGAGGGCACAGGGGAACCUGUUGAACUGAAGACCCAGGCUCUGUAA